Messenger RNA from Eucalyptus grandis, 2955 nucleotides. Its product is annotated as scarecrow-like protein 14. Gene Ontology annotation, biological process: regulation of DNA-templated transcription. The record is from RefSeq and is a predicted model, not a curated record. Gene Ontology annotation, cellular component: nucleus. Gene Ontology annotation, molecular function: DNA-binding transcription factor activity; sequence-specific DNA binding. NCBI's taxonomy places the organism in Eukaryota, Viridiplantae, Streptophyta, Magnoliopsida, Myrtales, Myrtaceae.
ACGAGUUCAUGUCCGUCGUCAUCGCUCCGCUUGAACCGGACCUUUCUGCAUUAUCAAAAACUCAACGCCUCUCUCUCUCUCUCUCUCGUAGUAUCUGCUGGUUCGUCACUCAAGGGAAAGUGGUAGGAGGUGACUCGCGUUUAGCCAAGUUCUGGGUUUAUGUGUAUCUGGGUUUCUUGAAUCUGGGUAAGAAAAGGAAGCUUUGUAGAGAGAGAUGUGUAGCUUGUUGAGGAUAACGAUAUAGAGUAGGUGGUGAUUACGGCCCGAUGGAUGGAAGAGUUGGCGAUGUUUACGGCCGGGCCAAUGGGAGAGCGCGCGGCGAUGCGGCAGCCACGGUCUUGCCAGAUUAUGAUCUCGUGAAUAGGCUCAAAAUUGAUGAUGGGUACGAUGGGAGGAAUUCCGUGGGGGGUGCUGUGCCGUUGUCGUCUGAUCUGAAUCUGGCUAGAGUGGCUCCAUCUUUGAGUGCCGUCGACUCGGAAAAGGAGUUGCUUGAGGACUGUGAUUUCAGCGAUGUAGUUCUCAAUUACAUCAGGCUGCCGAGGAGUCCUUCUAUGAGGUCAUCGGUACAAAGUAUCCACCUUCGCUGAAUAGCCACCCGAUAUCUCAUACUGAUAUGAAUCACGAUAGUCCUGCCGAUCUUUCUGCCAUCGAUUUUGGCGACCAAUGCAAUUUAUGUGGUUACCACUCGGUAAAGCCAGGAUGGAGUUGUGAUGUAGGUGAGCCCAGGGCCUCUGUUACUUCUUCCGUUUCGAGUUCCUAUACUUCAGUUAGCUCCUCAAAUAGUAGCAAUAGUCCUAUCACGGAUGGGUUUGCUGAUUAUCCUGUGAGCAUCCUUAGGUUGCCUGAACUUCUAAGUGAAAAAGAAUCGGCGUUUCAUUUCAAGAAAGGCAUUGAGGAGGCUAGUAAGUUUCUUCCAGACAUCAGUUCUCUGUUUGCCGAUUUGGAGAAAAGUAGCUUGUCUUUUAAGAUACCAGAGAAUGAUGCCAUCAAUACUGUCCCAAAGGUGGAGAACACUAUGGGGAGCGGACACCUGAAUAAAUCUAGGGGAAAGAAGAAUCCUCACUCUGAGGAUGUAUGCUUGGAGGAAUCAAGAAGUCACAAGCAUUCAUCACUUUCUACUGAAUCAGCUGUGAGUUCAGAUAUGUUUGAUGCAGUAUUGCUGAGCUGUGUAAAAGAUGAUCCACUUAGUGAAGAGUUGCAGAGUGCGCAGCAGAACGGACAAACAAAAGGGUCAAACGGGGAAAAGGGCCAAUUUAAGAUGCAGGGACGGGAAAAAGACAUGGCUGAUCUGAGAAUGCUGCUGACUCUCUGGCAGUCUGUUGCAGUAGAUGACAGGAGAAGUGCGAAUGAGAUGCUCAAACAGAUAAGACAGCACUCAUCUCCUACUGGUGAUGGAAUGCAAAGGAUAGCGCACUACUUUGCUAACGGUCUUGAGGCAUGAUUAGCCGGUUCCGGAACUCAGUACACUGCCAUCAUGUCUAAACUGACAUCAGCUGCCUCUGCCUUGAAAGCUUUCCUUGCUGCAUGUCCAUUUCCGAAGAUCUCAAACUUCUUCUCAAACAAGACAAUAGUGAAUGUAGCUGAAAAUGCAACCAGGCUGCACAUCAUUGAUUUUGGCAUCCUCUACGGUUUCCAAUGGCCUUGCCUCAUAAAACGUCUCUCAUCACGACCUGGUGGACCUCCUAAAAUUCGGAUAACUGGAAUCGAUCUUCCACAGCCAGGAUUCAAGCCAGCUGAAAGGGUGGAGGAGACAGGGCGCCGCCUGAAGAACUAUGCGAAGACUUUCGGCGUGCCAUUUGAGUUCAAUGCUAUAGCACAGAGGUGGGACACUAUCCAACUGGAGGAUCUUAGGAUUGAUAAAGAUGAGGUCCUCGUGGUGAACUCUAUGUUCAGAUUAAAGAACCUACUCGAUGACACAGUGGUGACUGAGAGUCCAAGAGAUAUUGUUGUGAAUCUAAUGAGGAAGAUGAACCCAGCGGUCUUUAUUCUUGGAGUUACAAACGGGGCCUAUAGUGCCCCCUUCUUUAUCUCCCGGUUUCAAGAGGCUCUUUUUCACUUCUCUACUAUGUUUGAUAUGCUUGAUACGAAUGUUCCCCGUGACAUUCCAGAGAGGAUGCUGAUUGAGAAGUUAUUUGGAUGCGGAGCCAUGAAUGUCAUCGCCUGUGAAGGCUCAGAGAGGAUUGAAAGGCCAGAGACCUACAAACAGUGGCAGGUCCGGAUCAUGAGGGGAGGGUUUAUGCCACUUCCAUUGAAUGAGGAGAUCGUAAAGACGGCAAAGGACAGAGUGAAAUCUGACUACCAUAAGGACUUUGUCGUUGAUGAAAAUGGUCAGUGGCUUCUGCUAGGAUGGAAGGGCCGAAUUGUUCGUGCGUUCUCAACAUGGGGACCUUCCACCAAUCCAUAUUCACCCAAGGCAUGAAGAUGAUAGGACAAGAAGUGUUUCUUAUGGUGGAGAGAGACAUGUUCAGAUAGCUUGAGAUGAUGUGGCGAUUUGCCAAUCCUUUGACUCAUAAAGAACAGAAAUAGGUUAAUUAUGGACGUUACUGCUUAUAUGUUCUUCAUUAGGAGAGACCCUCGUAGGUUUCUGUACAUACGUCGGAAGAUAUCUGGGCAGCACUUGCUUUAGCAGAUUUAUGGCUGUGAUUUUUAGAUAGUUCUCUUUAUGUUAUAUUUUGAUUCCAACAAGUUUUGAAGAUGCACUAAUUUUUAGAAACGCAGACCAUUCAUAGAAUGAUUAGAUAUGCAUUCUUUGAUUAAAUAUCCAUUCUUUCUUUUCAGCGUUGACCGUUGGCUGUUGGCCUUUCUUUGUUCCUUGCUCAUUCUUGAACUUGACUCGAUCAGGUUAAUGAUGUUUGUAAGAUCCAUAUUGGCCAAAGUCAGCGGCAAUGAUCCGCAGUCUGAAUUAGGCUUAAUAUAAGCGGUUCGUUUUUCUUUCUAUAUGCAAUUUGAGAUUUC